Cyprinodon variegatus (sheepshead minnow) is the source of this 2463-nucleotide messenger RNA. Its product is annotated as taste receptor type 1 member 1-like. Gene Ontology annotation, molecular function: G protein-coupled receptor activity. Gene Ontology annotation, cellular component: membrane. Gene Ontology annotation, biological process: G protein-coupled receptor signaling pathway. The transcript is spliced from 6 exons. The record is from RefSeq and is a predicted model, not a curated record. Bases 1 to 2463 code for a protein of 820 amino acids. NCBI's taxonomy places the organism in Eukaryota, Metazoa, Chordata, Actinopteri, Cyprinodontiformes, Cyprinodontidae.
AUGUCACAUUUUCUUCCUGCUUUGUGGGUUCUGGGAUUUUUCGUCCAUGGCAUCACAAAAUCCACACUGAGACCCUCAGAAUUUCAUUUGAAAGGAGAUUAUUUACUUGGUGGACUUUUUGACAUCCAUUAUGUGAGCUCAUCUCGUUAUCAGCGCAGACCUGAAGCCAUUGAUUGUUCCCGUGAAAUUUUCCUUCUUCCAAAUUACCGGAGGUUUCAGUUGAUGAGAUUCACGGUUGAGGAAAUAAAUAAUUCCACCACCUUGCUGCCAAAUAUUAGCCUUGGUUAUGAGAUUUUUGAUAUCUGUUUAGACACACUUAGCCUACCAGGGAUCUUUAAACUCAUCUCAGUGAAUGGCUCCAUCCAGCCAUGGCCUGACCCAUCAAAGAAUCGCUCCAAAAUAGUGGCUCUGGUUGGUCCUUUUACAAGCACACAGAGCAUGACUGUUGCUCCACUUUUUAUGAUGGAUCACACUCCUAUGGUCAGUUAUGGAUCCUCUGCUUCAGUUUUUUCCGAAAAACUCAAAUACCCCUCAUUUUUCCGAACCGUGCACCCCAACAAAGACACUAUAAAUGUCAUUGUCGCAAUUUUCCAACACUUCAACUGGCGCUGGGUUGCUUUCCUGUACAGCAAUAAUGACUUUGGCAUCGACGGCCUGGAGAGGUUCAUCGAGAGGAUAAAAAACACUGACAUCUGCCUGGCAUAUACCAAGGCCCUCAGUGAAAACACAGAUCUCUCACAAAUCCUCAAACAAAUAGAUGCAGAUAACAUACAUGUAAUUGUUGUUUUUGCACCAAAAAUAUAUGCUGAAGCUGUCAUUAAAACUGCAAUUCAGCUAAAGGUGACCAACAAAGUGUGGAUAGCAGAUGAUGGAUGGUCUUUAAACAAAGUUCUUCAAAAAAUGGAAGGAAUCAAACAUAUUGGAACUGUGCUUGGAGUGGCUCAGCCUCUAGUAACAAUUCCUGGUUUUCAUGAUUUUAUCAAUUUUACUCAAGGUCAGGUACCUAAAGCAGACUCUGAGCAGCAGACCUUUUGUAAUCAGGUUUGCAACUGCAGAAAUUUGACUGCUGGAGAUAUUCUUGCAGCAGAUCCCUCAUUCUCUUUCCCGGUUUAUUCUGCUGUGCAUGCUGUUGCUCAUGCCUUACACAACAUCCUAGAAUGUGGAACUGGCAGAUGCAAUGACAAUAUAUCCGUCCAACCACUGAUGAUGCUAGAUGAACUCAAGAAGUCCAAUUUCACGUUGUUAAACCAGAGUGUUCAAUUUAAUAAGAAUGGAGACCCCCGAUUUGGACAGCUUUCAAUAGUUUUCUGGAACCAAAGUGGAGAUGCUCAGGAGGUUGGCUUUUACCAUUUUAGCCCAUCUCCAACUUUCUUCAUCAAUGACACCCUAAUUCAGUGGCACACAGACGGGGAGGUACCGAUCGCAUUAUGUUCCCCAGAAUGUCCAACUGGAUAUGCAAAAAAACUAAUUGGAAUCCAUGAAUGUUGCUUCAGGUGUGAAAUGUGUCCAAAUGAAACUUACUUAAACAUUACAGAUGAUCCCUACAACUGCAUCAACUGUAAGGAGACAGAGUGGUCUCCAGCAGGAAGUGCAUUAUGUCACCCACGACUGGUGGAGUAUGUACCGUUCACAGACAGCAGGGCAAUACUGUUGAUGGUCGGAACCUUGAUCUUGGUGGGUCUUAUUCUAGCUGUAUCAUUUCUCUUUGCCAUCAACUACAACACACCUGUUGUCAGAUCUGCUGGAGGACCAAUGUGCUUCCUGAUUUUAGGCUGCCUCACUCUCUGUUGUCCCAGUGUGUUCUUUUACUUUGGUAGGCCUACUAAUGCUUCCUGUUACUUGAGGUAUUUCCCAUUCCUUUUGUUCUACACUGUUUGUCUUGCAUGUUUUGUUGUACGAUCUUUUCAGAUUGUUUGCAUUUUUAAAAUAGCUGCAAAGUUCCCGAAACUCCAAAGCUGGUGGAUAAAAUAUCAUGCCCAGUGGCUGUUGAUCAAUGGGACAUUCUUGAUUCAAGCCUUGUUGGUUCUUCUUAGUUUUUCUUUUUAUCCUCCCAGACCAUACAAUGAAACAUCAUGGUAUCCAGACCAAAUUGUUCUAAGCUGUGACUUAAAUCUAACAGCAGCAUCUUGUUCUUUUUUUAUUCCCUCAUUAUUAUGCUGUCUUUGCUUUAAUUUCUCUUACAUGGGAAAAGACCUUCCAAAGAAUUACAAUGAAGCCAAAGCCAUAACCUUCUGCCUACUGCUGCUGAUCUUCACCUGGAUCUUGUUUGUUACUGAAUACCUUCUUUACCGAGGAAAAUACAUCCAUACUCUCAAUGCUCUGGCAGUUCUUUCAAGUCUUUACUCUUUUUUGCUGUGGUAUUUCCUCCCAAAAUGUUACAUCAUGAUCUUUCAAUCCCAUAAAAACACACAGAAGUACUUUCAAGGUCUCAUUCAAAAUUAUACCAAAACAAUUUCACAGUAG